This is a messenger RNA of Diabrotica balteata, 207 nucleotides long. NCBI's taxonomy places the organism in Eukaryota, Metazoa, Arthropoda, Insecta, Coleoptera, Chrysomelidae. The record is from the annotation of a GenBank genome assembly.
AUGGAAAGAGGUCAUACAAUUAAUUAUAUAUCACAAGUAGCAGAAAAACGUGAUCCUAAAGAUUAUUUAGCUAUCGCCGAUUGGUUGGAAUAUUUACCAGAAAGAGUAUUCCAGGUGAUUGAAGAAGAUUUAAAUUUUUGGUUUGAAAGGACCGAAGAAAGAGAGCAAAUUCUAAGAGAUGAAGAAAUAUGUAAAUCCGUACAAUGA